Molecule: messenger RNA, 1323 nt
Organism: Danio rerio (zebrafish)
Lineage: Eukaryota; Metazoa; Chordata; Actinopteri; Cypriniformes; Danionidae
Source: RefSeq, a predicted model, not a curated record
AGUAAUGUUUUCAUUAGUUCAGGACUGAGACCAAUGCACCUUAUGAUCGGGAGUAAUACCACACUGAAUAAUGGGCUAAACUUGCACAUCAAAGGUCAAUAUGUGAUUGUUGAGGACUGCAAUAGUUUACUUUUAACAUCUGUAGUCAAACUUCAGAUACAUGCAGCAUAUAUGAGCUGUGAAAAUGAUUUCAUUGGGAAAUAUGUGCCAUCAGUCGUCAGUCUGGAAUUUCAGUCAAUGUUCUCUGACAACAUUGGAGACUUGUCUGUGAUCAAUCAGCUUUUUCAUUUAAAAACUCUAAAACUGCGAAACAUUGAGUUUACAAAUCAGCCGAACACGGGCAUAAUGUUUCACAAUCUGACAAAACUGGAGACUCUGAUUCUGUCAAACUGCAGAAUUUUCUUUCUAGAUGGAAGUCUGACCAAGGACUUAAAGGCACUGACAAAACUUUUGCUUUCCGCAAAACAUACUGUUAACAUUCUACAAAGUUUUGUGGAACAUCUUGUUCAUUUGGAAUACAUCCAUAUUGAUAGCAUAGAUCUGUACUGUAGUUGUGAUAAUGCAUGGCUGUUCUCGUGGGUGAAGGACAACAGGAAGGUGGAGGUUGUCGUGUCAAACCCCAGCAUGCAAAAUUUGCAGUGUUUUAUUGGUAAUGAAUUUGACCAACUCAACUUUGUCAGCUAUGUCAAGGAGAACUGCUUAUUUGACCUUGACUUUGUGUUGUUCACCAGCACUUCUGUGUUUUUGUGCAUCUUUAUUGUUGUGGUCCUGAUGUAUAAUUUUGUUGGCCAGUACUUAAAGCCAUUCUAUCACAUCGCCAAUGGAUGGUUUCGAGAGGCUUUGCGUAUGAAGGAGAAACAGCAGUACCGCUAUGAUGCUUUCGUGUCUUACAGCGGUAAGGAUGAGCACUGGGUCAUAGAGGAACUUCUUCCAAACUUAGAGCAGCGCGGGCCUCCAUUUCUGCGUCUCUGUCUGCACAGUCGGGACUUUCAGUUGGGACACGACAUUGUGGAAAACAUCACAGACAGCAUCUAUGCAAGUCGCCGAACUCUUUGUCUCGUCAGUCGCAACUACCUCAAUAGCAACUGGUGCUCACUGGAGAUGCAGCUGGCCACCUACCGGCUCCAGGUAGAACACAGAGACAUUCUUAUCCUGGUCUUCCUAGAAACCAUUCCAUCUUGCCUGCUUUCCUCUCAUCAUAGACUGGCCCGGCUGGUAAAAACUAGGACCUAUCUGGACUGUCCACAGGAGCCGGAGAUGCAUGAUGCAUUCUGGGACAGGUUGUGGUGUAAACUGAGCUCUAAUAAAGCCAACUAGACUUUC